UCUCACUGGCUCUCACUCUCACUCGAGCAUCCUACGAAGCAACCUCACUUAAAAUUCGUUGAUAAUUUUAACCACGUUCUUUCACUUUUACAUAUUCCGUUGAAAACAAUCAGAAUGACUGAUUCAGAAAGGAUUGCCGAAGACAGCGACAUGGAGUCUAUCGAAGACGGCGACAACAACCGCGUAAGCAACAUUAUUAUGAAUCGUCCAGAUUUAUUGGCUGCUUUACAGAAUCGUUUUCAAAUUGCAAACGUUAUCCAGAACCUGCCAGCCCCAGUUAAGAGACGCGUGAAAGCCCUUAAACAGCUGCAGCUGGCCCAAGUUAACAUAGAGGCCAAAUUCUACGAGGAGGUCCAUGCUCUUGAGUGCAAGUACAACAAAAUGUGCGUCGAGCUCCAUGACAAGCGCAGCAACAUUGUUUCCGGGAUUUACGAGCCCACCGAUGAGGAAGCUGUCUGGGAGACUGACAAUGAGGAAGAUGACAUCGCUAAUGACAUCAAGGAAAAGGUCAAGAUUGAAGAGGUUAAGGACAACGAUGAGAAAGAAACCGAUAACGUGAAAGGAAUUCCUGACUUUUGGCUGACCAUUUUCAAAAAUGUCGCUAUGCUCGAUGAAAUGGUACAGGAGCAUGAUGAGGCUAUUCUAAAACAUCUUUAUGAUAUUAAAGUUAUUUUCCUUGAGUCUGAUCCAAUGGGCUUCAUCUUAGAAUUCCACUUCGAACCCAACGAAUACUUCUCAAAUUCCGUUUUAACAAAAGAGUACCUCAUGAAAUGCGCCCCUGAGAAAAACGACCCGUUCAGUUUUGAGGGCCCUGAAAUCCACAAGAGCAAGGGCUGCACCAUCGACUGGAAGAAAGGCAAGAACGUUACUGUGAAGACCAUCAAAAAGAACCAGAAGCACAAGUCACGCGGACACGUUCGCACCGUCACUAAAACUGUCCAGAAUGAUUCCUUCUUCAACUUUUUCACUCCUCCAGUUGUGCCAGAUGAUACCGAAGUCGACCUCGACGAAGAAAUGAAAGCGUUGUUGACAAGUGAUUUCGAGAUUGGACACUAUAUCAGAGAGCGCAUUGUCCCUCGCGCUGUUUUAUAUUACACAGGUAAAAAUUUUGACCUAAAAACUAUCAAAUUUUUUUAUAUAUUUACAAAAUUCUAA
Molecule: messenger RNA, 1155 nt
Organism: Cotesia congregata
Lineage: Eukaryota; Metazoa; Arthropoda; Insecta; Hymenoptera; Braconidae
Source: the annotation of a GenBank genome assembly